Messenger RNA from Pyrus x bretschneideri (Chinese white pear), 3317 nucleotides. RefSeq names its product chaperone protein ClpB3, chloroplastic. Gene Ontology annotation, biological process: cellular response to heat; protein refolding. Gene Ontology annotation, molecular function: ATP binding; ATP hydrolysis activity. Lineage: Eukaryota; Viridiplantae; Streptophyta; Magnoliopsida; Rosales; Rosaceae. Gene Ontology annotation, cellular component: cytoplasm. The record is from RefSeq and is a predicted model, not a curated record.
GUUCGUUCGCUUCGCUCAUCUCCGACUCGUUUCACAGGAAGCCGCGAAAAAGCUCUCCACAGAGUCCACAUCUUUUCGCAAUUCCCACGCAAAGCUCCUUCUUCCUUCUUCCUUCCUCCCACCAUUUCAAAGCAACCUCGCUUUCCUCCUCUUCAUAUCCAAUACCCACUUCCCACAACGCUCCCACAACAAUUACAACCUUUUCUUCGAGCUCCUCCAAUGGCGUCGGCGGCCUCGUUCGCUUCCGGGGUCGGUCUACUUCAUCUUCCCCAAUCGGUUUCUCCCAAAUGUUGCAGUAAAGCUUCCGUCUUUGCCCGCCCCCACCACUCCCUCAGCUUCAAUUCCCAACCGGACUCCUUCCGGGCCUUAAUUUCGAGGCAAUCGACUCCGAACGGUGCGUUCCGAACUGGGUUGCGGCGACUCGGUCGGAAUUCGAGGCCUUUCGUCGUGCGCUGUGAUGCUUCAACUGGAAAUGGAAGGAUUACACAGCAGGAUUUUACAGAAAUGGCGUGGCAAGCGAUUGUUUCUUCGCCGGAAGUGGCGAAAGAGAACAAGCAUCAGAUAGUGGAGACUGAGCAUUUGUUGAAGGCACUCUUGGAGCAGAAGAAUGGUCUUGCUCGUCGGAUUUUCUCCAAGGCUGGGGUCGACAAUACCCGGCUUCUUGAGGCCACUGAUAAGUAUAUUCAACGACAACCAAAGGUUCUUGGUGAAUCUUCGGGGUCAGUGUUGGGACGUGAUUUGGAAGCCUUGAUUCAGCGAGCCAGGGAUUACAAGAAAGAGUAUGGGGAUUCAUUUGUGUCUGUGGAGCAUUUGGUUCUUGGUUUCGCCCAAGAUCAACGAUUUGGGAAGCAAUUAUUUAGGGAUUUUCAAUUAACCAAGGAAAGUUUGAAAUCUGCAAUAGAAUCCAUAAGGGGACGUCAAUCAGUUAUUGACCAAGAUCCUGAAGGGAAAUACGAAGCACUUGAAAAGUACGGAAAAGAUUUAACAGCUAUGGCAAAGGCAGGAAAGCUUGACCCUGUGAUAGGAAGAGAUGAUGAAAUUCGCAGGUGCAUCCAGAUUCUCUCCAGAAGAACAAAGAACAAUCCGGUGCUGAUUGGUGAACCAGGUGUUGGAAAAACUGCAAUUUCCGAAGGGCUUGCUCAAAGAAUCGUGCAAGGGGACGUCCCACAAGCUCUGAUGAAUCGUAAGUUAAUAUCCCUUGACAUGGGAUCGCUAAUUGCUGGGGCAAAAUAUCGGGGAGAAUUUGAGGACAGGCUGAAGGCAGUACUCAGGGAAGUAACAGAAUCAGAGGGCCAGAUAAUCCUUUUUAUUGAUGAGAUCCACACAGUUGUUGGGGCAGGUGCUACAAACGGUGCAAUGGAUGCUGGUAAUCUCUUAAAACCCAUGCUUGGUCGAGGAGAGUUGCGGUGUAUAGGUGCAACGACACUGGAUGAGUAUCGCAAAUAUAUUGAGAAAGAUCCAGCAUUGGAGCGUCGGUUCCAGCAAGUUUAUGUUGAUCAACCUACAGUAGAAGAUACCAUUUCAAUACUCCGGGGACUGCGUGAGAGAUAUGAGUUGCAUCAUGGAGUCCGAAUUUCUGAUGGUGCACUGGUGGAAGCUGCAAUUCUCUCAGACCGCUACAUCAGUGGGCGAUUUUUACCUGACAAAGCUAUUGACUUGGUUGAUGAAGCUGCUGCUAAAUUGAAAAUGGAGAUUACAUCAAAGCCCACGGCCCUAGAUGAGAUCAAUCGUUCAGUGUUGAAACUUGAAAUGGAGAGAUUGUCCCUUACAAAUGAUACGGACAAAGCUUCAAAAGAGAGAUUGAACCGCCUUGAGGCUGAGUUAUCUCUCUUAAAAGAAAAACAAUCCGAGUUGGCUGAGCAGUGGGAGCAUGAAAAAUCUGUCAUGACUCGCAUUCAGUCAAUCAAGGAAGAGAUUGACAGAGUAAAUCUUGAGAUUCAGCAAGCCGAACGAGAGUAUGAUCUCAACCGUGCAGCUGAGUUGAAGUACGGGAGUCUGAAUUCUUUGCAGCGCCAACUCGGUGGUGCAGAAAAAGAGCUUGAUGAGUAUAUGAGGUCUGGGAAGUCCAUGCUGAGAGAGGAAGUUACUGGAAGUGAUAUUGCUGAAAUAGUAAGUAAGUGGACCGGUAUUCCUGUUUCCAAGCUUCAACAAUCGGAGAGGGAGAAGCUCUUACAUUUGGAGGAUGAGCUGCAUAAACGUGUUGUGGGUCAGGAUCCUGCAGUGAGAUCAGUCGCUGAAGCUAUUCAGCGCUCUCGGGCAGGUCUUUCGGAUCCUCAUCGCCCAAUUGCUAGUUUCAUGUUCAUGGGUCCCACUGGUGUUGGGAAGACAGAACUAGCUAAGGCCCUUGCCUCCUACAUGUUCAACACAGAAGAAGCACUUGUAAGAAUCGAUAUGAGUGAGUACAUGGAAAAGCAUGCUGUUUCGAGAUUGAUAGGAGCUCCACCUGGUUAUGUGGGGUAUGAGGAGGGAGGACAGCUGACAGAGGUGGUUCGCCGGAGACCCUAUUCAGUUAUUUUGUUCGAUGAGAUCGAGAAGGCACAUUCUGAUGUGUUCAAUGUGUUCCUUCAAAUUUUAGACGAUGGGAGAAUAACUGACUCGCAGGGUCGCACUGUGAGUUUCACCAACACUGUCAUCAUCAUGACCUCAAAUGUGGGUUCACAGUACAUACUAAACGCAGACGAUGACAGCACUCCAAGGGAGUUGGCUUAUGAAACUAUAAAGCAGCGGGUAAUGGAGGCUGCAAGAUCAAUAUUCCGUCCUGAGUUCAUGAACCGGGUUGACGAGUACAUAGUUUUCCAGCCCCUGGACCGCGAUCAGAUAAGCCGUAUUGUCAAGUUACAGUUGGACCGAGUGCAAAAGAGAAUUGCAGACCGGAAGAUGAAGAUCAAGGUGAGCGAUGCAGCUAUCCAGCUUCUCGGAAGUCUUGGGUAUGAUCCAAACUACGGUGCUAGGCCAGUGAAGCGGGUGAUACAGCAGUAUGUCGAAAACGAGCUUGCCAAGGGCAUAUUGAGAGGAGAGUUUAGGGAGGAAGACACUGUUUUUAUAGACACAGAGGUCACGGCAUUUUCCAAUGGCCAGCUCCCCCAGCAAAAGCUAGUGUUCAGGACGAUAGAAACGGACUCAGAAUCUUCGGCUACAGAGAACCAAGAAUCUUUCUCGGAGACUCGAUAGACGAUGACAAAGUUGGGCAGAAAUUCUUAAAUUAUACUCGGGAUGUUUCUCUUAUAUAUGACAUGUUAUUUUGUCGAAGAUUAUAAACUUCUAAAUAUGCAUUAAUCUUCGUGUUCAUAUUAGUAUGUUUCCCCGAUUUUCCGACA